Messenger RNA from Hibiscus syriacus, 729 nucleotides. RefSeq lists its product as uncharacterized. NCBI's taxonomy places the organism in Eukaryota, Viridiplantae, Streptophyta, Magnoliopsida, Malvales, Malvaceae. Bases 1 to 729 code for a protein of 242 amino acids. The record is from RefSeq and is a predicted model, not a curated record. Gene Ontology annotation, molecular function: nucleic acid binding. The transcript has 3 exons.
AUGGCCAGUCAAAACGAGUUAUCCAGAUUUUUGGAGGACAUACUCAUGUAUACUAUUAUCGAUAUAGAGGAUAGUUGGAAGGACCACUUGCCAUUAGUGUAUUUUUCCUACAAUAGUAGUUUCCAAUUGAGCAUUCAGAUAGCUCCGUACGAGGCCUUGUAUGGGCGAAAGUGUAGGACUCCGCUUUGUUGUACAAAGCUCAGUGAGGAUAAAAUAGUAGGCCCAACCUUGAUUCGAGAGACAGAAGAGAAGGUUUGGUUGAUUCAGAGUCGGAUUAAGGAGGCUUCAAACAAAUAUAGGUCUUAUACAUAUUUAAAGCAUAAGGACAUAGAGUUCGCAGUUGGGGCCAAGAUAUUCCACGAGGUUUCCCCUUCGAAGAAAGUGCUCUGCUUCAGCGCAAGGGCAAGUUGGAUCCUCGUUUCAUAUGACCUUAUGAGAAGAUACCACUCUGAUCCUUCGCAUGUAAUACCUUUAGAACAGAUUGAGGCUGGCUCAAACAUAACCUAUUCAGAGGAACUAAUCAGAAUCUUGGGGAGCAAAAUAAAGGAGUUAAGGAACAAGUUGAUUCAUUUGGUGAAAGUCUAUGGAGGAACCAUGGCGUCGAUAAAGCCACAUGAGAAACCGAGGAGGAUAUGUAGCAUCAGUACCCUCACCUCUUUUUCACAGGUUGAGUGUCGAUACAAGAGGGAUAGUAUCGAAACUUGUUCUUCUUCACAAGCAAACUCAUGA